Molecule: messenger RNA, 3416 nt
Organism: Mercenaria mercenaria
Lineage: Eukaryota; Metazoa; Mollusca; Bivalvia; Venerida; Veneridae
Product: ankyrin repeat domain-containing protein 54-like
Exons: 8
Coding region: 140-988 (282 amino acids)
Molecular function (GO): protein binding
Source: RefSeq, a predicted model, not a curated record
AUUGGAUACAGAUUUUUUAUGUUUGAUUAUUUUUCAGAGAGCUCUAAAAUUAUAUUUUCGAUAUAUUUACUCACCGAAAUGACAUGGCAAGAUGCGGUUUGAAGGUCUAUGAUGUGAUGAUUACUUACAAGGUCCGAGUAUGAUGGACAAAGAUGAUACAGACCCUGACAGUGACAUGAACAGUGUUGCUGCUGGAGGUAGCAGUACAGAACAAAAGCCAUACCAGGUUCCUUGUUUCGAGAUAUCAUCAUGGAGUCCACGGGGAACUGCAGGACUACAGUUUGUAUCCCUUGUGCCUUUCAUGCAAACCCAUUUAGUGGGAGACAAGGAAUCACGUGCUGGAAAGAUUAAAGUAUCUACAACACACCGCAAACAGAGACUGAAAGAGUUCCAAACAGGAAGGACGACUUGUAGAAAUAUUGUUGAUGAAAGAAGAUUGAGAGCAGCCUGUAAUGACAAUGACUACAUUACAGUUGUCGAGCUUCUGGAGGGUGGGGCAGAUCCAUCUUGUGAAGAUGAGAAAAAGAGGACCCCUCUUCAUAUUGCAGCCUCACAAGGCUACCAAGAAAUAGUGAGAGUUUUACUGGAUAAAGGUGCUGAUCCUAAUAAAAAGGAUUUUAUUGGGAACACCCCGUUGCAUUUGUCUGCUUGUACCUGCCAGAUACCUGUUGUCACCCUUCUUCUUAAAGCAGGUACAGAUAUAAAGUCUGUGGAUGAUUAUGGCAGAACACCGCUAAAACUUGCCCGCUCACGUCUGCAGAAGUUGGUGGGUGAGAAUAAGGCCUGCGACAGCCUACGUGCUGAAAUAAAACAGGUUUCUGAUAUGAUGACAACUUACCUCAGAAUUUCUGGACAGAAUGAAGAUGCUGAUCAGCUUGAAUCUUUGUGCCGUCAGCUGGAGAAAACAACUACCCGAGAAGAGGUCGAUCAUGUGAACUCUCUUAUGGCAGAAUUUGCAUCACUCAACAUCCAAAAGACUGAUUCUUGAAUUUUUGUUGAAUGAUUUAAAACUUCUGUUUAAUUCAUUUAUUCUGUAACAGAAUUAAUCAGGUUCCUGUUUACUUACUAUUUUGAAAAAGUUGAUAUACACAUUCCAAAGAAAUUCAUAUGUGGUAUUUUGAUUUUAAUUUUUUUAUUGUAAAUUUAAGGAAUUUUAGUUCACAAAAUUUUGAAAACUAUGAAGUAACAUUAUUUGUUGUUGAAUCCUUUAAAAAACAGGCUGAAUGUCUGUUAGCAUGUUUCAGAUUUUUGUAAAAGGGUUAAAAAAAUAAAAUCAUUAUGGACCAAACUUUACAUACCAGUAAAUCUUCUUAUGAAACUAAACAUAACUUGCCAUGAUAUUUAUCUUUAAAAUUCAGAGAGUAUGUACUACCACAUUUAGAGAAACUUACAUUUCUGUAAAAUUUAUAUUGCAAAAUUAGUCAGAAAUUCUUAAAAACUAAAAAUGCACUGUUACAGACUUUGUGAACUAAGCAGUAGUAAAUGUUAAUGAAGAAAAGAAAUUUCAGGAUGUCUAAGUUUUCUAUGAGAGGCAUUGACUGCACAGAAUAGAAUUAUUUCUAAGACAAAAAAAAUCUCAGAGUUGAAGGGAUUGUAAACAAAAUAAAAGGCAAUAAAAGACUGCACUCAGAAAGCAACAUAUAACUGAUAGCUGUAAAAGUAUUUGUAUUCGUCUAUGUGAUGAUUACGUCAGUAAAGGGGAACCGAUACUAAUAAACUUAUUAAGUAAUACUUGUAAAUUAGUCAUAAAUGAGAUUGUUUUGAUGUGGGUAAUGAAAAAAUACUGUCAUAUAGUACUGGCAUACACGCAAUGAAACACUGUUAAUGUUAUGUCAAAAACUUUGUUGUUGUCACAUUCCAAGUCAAUUACUAUUUAUAGUAUUUUACCAUUUGAGAAUACAUCAUAAUUAUGGAAACAUUGCUAAACUACAUGUACGAUUAAUGUGAGUUUCGUGUACAAUUUAUGUGCAAAUCUGAUAGAUCUACCCUUGGGUUCAUGAUUAUGACCAGACUUACGCUUAUUGAAGCUACGGGUAAAUGCAUAGGGCUGCUGGAGGUUAAUGCGGGUUCCCCAACUCGAGAGUUUGCCAUUAUAUGUGUCCAGUUACACCCAUUUUAGAUGUCCUGUAGCCAGAUGCUAUGUAGGCUUCCUUUUAGGGAUCGUAUAGGUGUUUGGUAAUCAUUAAUUAGCUGCGCCAUGAGAAAACCAACAUAGUACAUUUGCGACCAGCAUGGAUCCAGGCCAGCCUGCGCAUCCGCCCAGUCUGGUCACAAUCCAUACUGUUCGCUUUCAAAGCCUAUUGCAGUGAGUGAAACCAUUAGCGAACAGCAUGGAUCCUGACCAGACUGUGCGGAUGCGCAGGCUGGUCUGGAUCCAUGCUGGUCGCAAACGCACUAUGUUGGUUUUCUCAUGGUGCGGCUCAAAAUUUUUAGUGUAAGAAAAUGCUUAUUUUGAAUGGCUUUUAUGCUGUUGAUAAGAGUUUUAAGCUAUAUUUGGUAAAUUGUUGAAUUUCACAAAUAACAACUAUCGCUAUGGUUUGAAUAUGGUACAGAUUUGAAAAUUGACAAUAGACUUCAAGUCUGAUACAUACUGUUGUGACAGGGAGCUGUCUCCUUUAAAUACGCAAACUUACAUGAAUAAGGGGAGGAUGGUAUAAUCUUUAAAUUUAAGGGAUUACUAUUUAUUUCUCUCCAGUUUUGAGCAAUUCUAUUAUUUAAUCCUUACGCUGGACACGACUAAUUCUGCCUUCGCGUCCAGUGUAGAUCAUGAUCAGCCUGCACAUCUGUGCAGUCUGAUCAUUAUCUGCAUUGUUCACUAUUCAGUAUCUUUUUGGUAAUCACCCCUUUUAACAGUUAAUGGUACUGUCCAAAUUGAAACAUGGACAAGUUCAUUAUAGAAAUUUAGCAGGGUAAGGGUUAAAAAUAGAUAGGGUAAGAUUUCACAGCUGAACAGGUAAUGUGCAAGACUUUACAGUCAAACUUGUUUUAUAGAGUCGCCCUGCUUGGGGGAAGUAAAAAGAUGGCCAGUAUGUGCAGAUUGUGUUCAGGCAAACUGAAAUUGAAAAUUUGGAAGGGCAACUAGUGUUUCUGUUCAGAGCCAGGAGGUCAGAGUUCACAGAUGGCUUUUAAUGCAGGGUUUAACUGUAUUUUAAUUAGUGAGUUAAAAAGGUAGCAAAAUUGAGAACGUUAACAAAAUUGAGACACAUAUAUUCAUGAAACACUUGUAAAGGAUAACCUGCAGUUUUAAAAUGAUGCACAUUUAAGUGAGGUGAACUGUUUAAUUAAUUUAUUGUACUUAUACGGUAUUGAGAUCUCAACUUUUUUCUUAAGCUGUACUGAGAACUAUGUUUUCCCUUAACAAGCUGAGAUAUUUUAUGAAAUUAAAAUGUAUUGAAUAAAAUACAAAUCAUUUGGUA